Molecule: messenger RNA, 1326 nt
Organism: Brassicogethes aeneus
Lineage: Eukaryota; Metazoa; Arthropoda; Insecta; Coleoptera; Nitidulidae
Source: the annotation of a GenBank genome assembly
AUGGGAGUUCUUUCUGCGUUGCGUUGUAGAAGUUGUUACAAUGACGAGAAUAAGGAGCCUGAUAUAAACUUUUCCAGAUCUAAAAUCAACAAUAGUUAUAAAGAAGAUGUGUUUCAAAAAACCUCAUGCAAUAUUAAGGAAGAAAGAAGGGAUAGUGACUUUUCUGAAGAAGAUAAUAAAAAUUCCCUACAUAAUGAACAUGAAAAAAAAGAUCCUGGAGAUGAAUGUGAAAAAAACUAUAUAAGCUAUAUUAAGGAAGAAAGAGGGGAUAGUGACUUUUCUGAAGAUGAUAAAAAUGUUCUAGAUAAUAAAGAUGAAGAAAAAGAUCCUGGAGAUAUAAGUGAAAAUUCCUCAUGCAAUAUUAAGGAAGGAGUAUGGGAUAGUCACUUUUCUAAAGAAGAUGAUGAUGAAGCCAUGUGUGAGAUGAAAAUUGAAGUGGAAUAUCAUGGGGUUAAAUAUGAUGAUGAAGAUGAAUCAAGGGUAACAUCAGAAGGCUACAUAUCAAAGUCUAACCUAAAACGUCACGUUCAAAUUGAACGUGGCGAAAAAACAAAGAAAAGACAAAGAAAAAAAGGCAGUUGUCCACAUUGCCUAAAAAAUUUCACUAGAAUUGAAUAUUUAAAAGCGCACCUUCAAUCAAAACAUGGCGAUCCCCUUCAAAGAAAAAAAUUCAAAUGUCCGCGUUGCCCAAAAGAUUUGUCAAGCAAAGAUUGCUUAAAACGGCACCUUCAAUCCCAACAUGGCGAUCCCCUGCAAAGAAAUAAACACAAAUGUCCACAUUGCCUAAAAAAAUUCACUAGAAUUGAAUAUUUAAAAGCGCACCUUCAAUCAAAACAUGGCGAUCCGCUACAAAGAAAAAAAUUCAAAUGUCCGCGUUGCCCAAAAGAUUUGGCAAGCAAAGAUUGUUUAAAACGGCACCUUCAAUCCCAACAUGGCGAUCCCUUGCAAAGAGAAAAAUACAAAUGUCAGCAUUGCUCAAAAGUGUACACAAAUAUACAUAAUUUAAAACAGCACGUGGAAAGCCAACAUGGCGAUCCCUUACGAAGAAAAAAAUUCAAAUGUUUACAUUGUGACGAAAAUUUAAUUAGUUCGGGAAGUUUAAGCCGGCAUAUUAGAACCAAACACAGCGGUUUUAAGUACAGUUGUCCUCAUUGCCCAAAAGCGUACACAACAAGAAAUAAUUUAAAAAAACACGUUCAAAGUAAACAUGGCGAACCCUUGGAAAGUAAAAAAUACAAAUGUUCACAUUGUGAUCAAAAUUUCAUCACCCAGUCUAAUAUGCAAAGACACUUAAAAACAGUUCAUAAAAGCGCAAUACCUACCUAA